This is a messenger RNA of Penicilliopsis zonata CBS 506.65, 2787 nucleotides long. RefSeq lists its product as hypothetical. NCBI's taxonomy places the organism in Eukaryota, Fungi, Ascomycota, Eurotiomycetes, Eurotiales, Aspergillaceae. Bases 1 to 2787 code for a protein of 928 amino acids. The transcript has 3 exons. Gene Ontology annotation, cellular component: peroxisomal matrix. The record is from RefSeq and is a predicted model, not a curated record. Gene Ontology annotation, molecular function: ATP-dependent peptidase activity; ATP hydrolysis activity; serine-type endopeptidase activity. Gene Ontology annotation, biological process: protein quality control for misfolded or incompletely synthesized proteins; protein catabolic process; protein targeting to peroxisome.
AUGGCCCCCAACAGCAGCAAGACGUCCAAGCUUGCUUUGAUUCCCCUGCCCAAGGGCACGGUGCUGCUGCCCGGAGUCUUACUGCGGCUUCCAGUUGCGAAUCGCUCGGAUCUGGCUAGCUUGCUCUCGUCGCUUCUCAACCAGUCCGCGGGUUUGAAGAACGAUGGCACCCCGAUAACGUUCGGAUGCGUUCCGCUUGGCUCGCCUCUGUUGAGUAACGAUGGCCAGCAGCUCCUGGAGGAUGGGACUGUGGAUGCGGAGAAGAGGGGGGAGUAUGACUCUCUUGAUGCCGGAGAAGCGAGAAAAGAGGAUCUCUUCAGAUUCGGGACCCUUGGAAAGGUCACCGGUGUCCAGCGCCGUGCCUUUGCGGAACCUCUUCUGCUAAUCCAGGGUAUGGAGAGAUUUACUGUCGAUAGGAUCGUACAGGAAGAACCAUUUUUCGAAGCAGAGGUUACGUUUCAUGAUGAUAUUGAAUCUAGUGAACAAGACUCGGAGAUUAACGAAUUGUUUCAGCAACUGAGACAGCUCUCGCGUGAGCUUUUGACCCUUCUUCGACUCUCGUCAUUAUUGCCCAAUGCCUCGUCGCGCCUCUCCCCGCUUGUCGCCCGUCGAUUUGAACUCUACAUAUCUAGGACGGAUCCAAGCCAGGCCGGAAAACUCGUAAACUUUAUGGCAGAUAUCUCGGACUCUUCCUUCGAGGAGAAGUUGAUGAUUCUCGCCUCACCGGACUUGAAGAGUCGGCUGGAGAAGGCUGUGGAGGUUUUGGGCAGACAAGUGCAGGGCAUCAAGAGCAAUAUUAAAAUCACGUCCUUUACUACUACAACUUCCUUUCCUCCUACAUCUGGACUCGAUAUCAGUCAGAUGGAUCCCCGCGAGCUUCUAGCUAGACGCGCGAUGAGCAGCCUGGCAGGACUGACACCACCUGGUGCCUCCAGCGGGCAAAAUGAGGAUGAGAAGGAGCCCGAUGAGGUCGACGAGCUUCAACAAAAGCUUCAGGAGGCGGAACUCAGUCCCGAGGCCAGAAAGGUAGCUGACAAAGAGCUCAGACGUCUGCGCAAGAUGAAUCCGGCAAAUGCGGAAUACGGUGUCUGUCGAACCUAUCUCGAGAAUCUCGCCGAGAUCCCGUGGACCAAGGUCACAGAAGACCAGCUCGGAGCAGAAACCCUGAAACAAGCCCGGAAACAGUUGGAUGACGACCACUAUGGUUUGGAGAGAAUAAAGAAGCGAUUGCUCGAAUACCUUGCAGUCCUUAGACUCAAGCAAUCCAUCAACCAAGGUGUCGAAAAGCAGAUCGCCGAACUUUCGCAGACGCUGGAUACAAUGACUGAAGACAACAAGGAGAAAGAAACCUUGCCUGAAUCGGACAGACUUGCAGCUGAAGCUAAAUUACAGCUUCUAAAGAACAGACAGAUGGGCGACAAGUCUCCCAUCCUGCUCCUUGCCGGACCCCCCGGCACUGGCAAGACCAGCCUGGCACGGUCUAUCGCAACGUCUCUCGGACGAAAGUUCCACAGAAUCUCACUGGGAGGCGUGCGGGACGAAGCUGAGAUUCGUGGCCACCGCAGAACCUACGUCGCAGCAAUGCCUGGACUGAUAGUGAGCGGCCUGAAGAAGGUUGGGGUCGCUAACCCUGUUUUCCUCCUUGAUGAGAUCGACAAGAUUGGAGGGGCGAAUUUCCAGGGCGAUCCAUCUGCGGCAAUGUUGGAAGUCUUGGAUCCUGAGCAGAACCAUUCCUUCAUGGAUCACUACAUCAACGUACCGAUCGACCUGAGCAAGGUCCUCUUCAUUGCGACUGCGAACUCUCUCGAGACGAUCCCAGCCCCACUGCUGGAUCGUAUGGAGACAAUCACGCUGUCUGGCUACACCACGGUUGAGAAGAGGCAUAUCGCGAAACGCCAUUUGAUCCCCAAGCAAAUUCGGGCCAACGGGCUUGCAGACGGCCAGGUCAAUCUCUCUGACGAUGUCAUCGACAAGACCAUCACAUCUUAUACACGUGAGUCUGGUGUCCGCAACCUGGAGCGAGAGAUUAGUUCGAUCUGUCGCUACAAGGCUGUCCAAUAUGCGGACGCCACCGACACGGGAGCGUUAGCCUCUUACGACCCCAUCGUAGCGGUCGACAAUCUGGAAGAUAUUCUUGGGAUCGAACGUUUCGACGAAGAAAUAGCCGAGAAACAUGGACGGCCGGGCGUUGUGACGGGCCUCGUGGCGUAUUCCACCGGCGGCCAGGGAAGUAUCCUCUUCAUCGAGGUGGCUGAUAUGCCUGGCAACGGCCGCGUCCAGCUGACGGGCAAGCUCGGCGACGUGCUCAAGGAAUCUGUGGAGGUGGCAUUGACCUGGGUCAAAGCCCAUUCCUUCGAACUUGGGCUCACGCACGAUCCAAACGAAGAUAUCAUGAAGAGCCGUAGUUUGCACGUCCACUGCCCUUCCGGCGCGAUUCCCAAGGACGGCCCAUCUGCCGGCCUGGCGCACACCUUGGCUCUCAUCUCCCUAUUCACGGGCAAGGCCGUGCCGCCCCAGAUCGCCAUGACCGGUGAAAUCUCCCUGAGAGGACGCGUCAUGCCAGUCGGUGGCAUCAAGGAAAAAUUGAUCGGGGCCCUGCGUGCAGGCGUCAAAACCGUCCUUCUACCCGAUCAUAACAGGAAAGAGGUCAAAGACGUUCCCCAGGAGGUAAAGGAUGGUUUGGAGAUAAUUCAUGUCAGACAUAUUUGGGAGGCCAUCCGUCAUGUCUGGCCGGAUGCACAUUUCCCUGGUGAACAGCAUGCAAAUAUUUUUGAAAGUAGGCUGUGA